Molecule: messenger RNA, 827 nt
Organism: Teleopsis dalmanni
Lineage: Eukaryota; Metazoa; Arthropoda; Insecta; Diptera; Diopsidae
Exons: 4
Coding region: 7-786 (259 amino acids)
Source: RefSeq, a predicted model, not a curated record
UACAAAAUGAAUAUUUUAUUAAAAAUACUUUUGUUGUGUUGGAUAUGCACCAGAACAGAUGCAACACUUACAAAUGUGAACAACGUUAAGCUGAAGCUGACAGAAGCAGCUGCACAACAAACCGAUGGGGAGCAGGAGCGUAACAAAAGGCAAUUGACUUAUGCCACACCAAUUUAUUUCGACAAUGCUGUGCCAAUACCUGCCGUACCGUUGCCACCCACUUCAGUACCCGCGCCACAACCCGGUUUUCUGCCAAAUUUAACUCCACCUAACAAUUUACCUAUACCCGUUUUAGGUACAUGGGUUAGUGCUAUACCCGGUCUAGGCAAUUUGGGAAAUCUCGGUAAUUUGGGCAAUUUAGGAAACUUGGGCGGUUUAGGUGGUUUGGGCGGUUUAGGUAAUUUAGGAAAUUUAGGUAACUUGGCUUUGCUGCCAACUGCUACGAAUCCCCCAACAAGCUGUCCUCUCACACAGAAGCUGACUUGUCGCUGUGAGCCACUUGUAGCUUUGCCCGUUUUCAGACCACCUGGUACUAGAACCUUAGAAUCCCUAGAAAUAUUGACACACGAUUUACAGCAGAACGACGAUGGUUCGCAAGAAAUUACCACUAAUUUAAGCAAUGGCAUGUUAAUACAUCAUAAACAUAAUGCGGAGGAGAACACCACAUUUGGACACUUUUCCUUUAAACUAGAAGAUCAACUGUAUUUCACGAUUCAAUACAGCUUAAAUGGCUUUGACUAUGAUCUGAAAGGUAACUUUAGCUCCAUGGCGCCACAGCCACAAUAACAGCAACUGCAUUAUAUAGUUAAUUUAUUAUUCAUGUAAAA